This is a messenger RNA of Capsella rubella, 1324 nucleotides long. Its product is annotated as receptor homology region, transmembrane domain- and RING domain-containing protein 3. Bases 1 to 1293 code for a protein of 430 amino acids. NCBI's taxonomy places the organism in Eukaryota, Viridiplantae, Streptophyta, Magnoliopsida, Brassicales, Brassicaceae. The record is from RefSeq and is a predicted model, not a curated record. The transcript has 4 exons.
AUGAAUCUUGUUGCUCUGCUACUCCUUACAAUAUCACACCUUUUCAUUGUUCCAUGUGUAGAAGCAGGCCAAGUCAUUUUGGUUGAUUCCAACAAUAACACUCGCUCUUUUGUCGACAUGGAAGCUAGCUUCUCUCCAUUAGUGAAUACGGUGAAGGCCGGAGUGGUUUACGUGGCUGAGCCUCUCGACGCUUGCGGAAACAUGAGGAAUAAACCGGAGCAGAGAGCUAAUGGUACUUCCCCUUUUGUGUUGAUCAGAAGAGGAGGCUGCAGUUUUGAGUACAAAGUCAGAAAUGCGCAAAGAAGCGGUUUCAAGGCUGCCAUUGUCUAUGACAAUGUGGACAGCAAUUUCUUAUUCCCAAUGGGAGGAGACUCGGACGGGAUACAGAUUCAAGCGGUUUUUGUGAGGAAUGCAGCAGGAGAAACUCUCAAGAAGUACGCUGGUUUGGCGGAAACUGAAGUCAUGUUGGUUCCUGAUUCAAAGGACUCGCUGUGGUCGCUGUGCGCUACCAUAGCAUUGCUCUUGUCCCUGGCUAUGUGUGGUGUUAUGGCCGCUUGUGUCUGCGUCUAUAGAUGUUGCACACCACAUAGCAACUCUAUAUCUCAAUUCAAUGGGAUGAGCCGUGGAAUGGUGAAAGAAAUGCCAAGUGUUACAUUCACUUGUGCGAAAGAUGACACCACCACUGGCUCCUCUUGCGCUAUCUGCCUUGAAGACUACAAUGUUGGGGACAAGCUCAGGGUCUUACCUUGCGGCCACAAGUUUCAUGUCGCUUGCGUAGACUCGUGGCUUAUAUCAUGGAGAACGUUUUGUCCAGUGUGCAAACGGGAUGCAAAAAGGAGCACAGAUGAGCCACCAGCCACAGAGAGAACACCGUUGCUCAGCUCUUCAAUUGCAUCAUCAUCUGUAGUGUGUAUAGACCCUCCUCCUUUGGGAUCCUCAGUUUCUUUCUCUCCAACACAUGUGAGCUCGUCCUACAUUCAACAAUUUGUCAGGUUGUCCUCUCACCGCAGCCAGCCUUCCCCAAUAAAUGUCAGUCGUAUCUCUGAGAAUCUCAGGCGACAAGCCUCACCAUUGCAGUCAUCAUCACAGGGAUCAUACAUGUGUAUGAAGUCUUUACAUUCACUUGGUUAUUCGACUAUGUCCCCUCUCAACGCUAUCGACAGGUCACCAUACCGGCCAUACCCAAGCAAUGCAUCUCCUGGAUUAGUCAGUUCGAGAAAUCAUCCGCGUUGCAAUUAUACAGCAAAUACAUUCUCCCCUUUUGCCUCUACACACUCGCUUCCAGACUGUUAGACCGAGCUUGCAACAGACACAUAGAAGAAUC